GACCCGGCCACCUUCGCCCCUGCCCCCGCGUCGUGACGUCAUCAACUCUCAAGAAAUGUGCCAAAGACGAGAAAAGCUAAUUUUAAACGCUAAUCGGGGCGCCUUAGAUCACGUAACUGCGACCAAUGAAGAAAAUUAACACCAGGUUAAUUUACUCAGUUAAAGUGCGCUUGUCGCGAAAGAAUGUUAACAUAAAAGCAGGUCAGAAAUUAAAACAAUGACGUUUAGAUUGGCUGUCUACGUGCAACUUGUUUUACUUUUCGUCCAGUAUGCAUCAUUACAGUUACAAUACAACUACUACACCGAAAACUACUAUGGCAACUACAACAAUCCGGGUUAUUAUCAAAAUUCAAUGCUAAACUACAGGUACGCAAACCCAACAACCGAAAGUAAUAACGACCUCACUGAAGAAGAGGCACCCGAGCGUUUAUUUUCUGUAGAAAUACAACAAAGCAGGAGACACAGAAAGCGAAACAAAAAGAAAAAGAACAAGUACAAAAAUAAACCGUAUAGCAAAGACAUUAAAGGAUGUGAAAGCGAAUACAAUUCCCCCGAAUGUAAGUCAGGAGACGAAGGAGGAUCAACAGAAUGCAAAGAAUGCACUUGCUCAGAAUGCGGACCUAAUAAUAGUAAUCAAAACUCUUGUUGCCCUAACUAUUGUGAGCAGUGCGUGGCUACUCAGCCUCCUGGAAUAGCCAUCAUGGCUUAUCCAAUUAAUUUCCAAAUACCACUUCCGGUGCCAAUGCCCUACCCCUCAUCAAAACCUGAUGACUGUACAACUGAUCCAUCAACCUCCACAACUGACAAUUCACGCACAACAGAAUCAACACAAACAACAGAUCUCACAACCGCAAAUACAAAAGACAGUACAGUGGAAACAACACAUACAACAGGCGAUUCAAAUGAAACAACACACACAACAGACCAUUCAAAUGAAACAACACAUACAACAGACCAUUGGAGAACAUCUACAAGCACUACGAUAAAAAUUAUCUUUCCUGACAAGUUAAUGGAAUCCACAAGCUUUCCAAUUUUUAAAUCAACUACACCAAGAUCAACUACAACAACAUAUUCUACAACAAUAUCUACAAGAAUAACACCUAUGCCAAUGAACUCGAUGGAACGAAAACGUCAAGCAAUCCGUUUUGAACAAUACCCAUAUCCAAUAAGUCACAGACGACCUUACAGUGACCACUAUCAAGUAUCUUCGAAUAAAAAAGACAAAAUCAGUCCAAUGUACCAUUUCCGACAAAAUACAGAUGAUGACGAGCGUGAUAUUAGAAUGAUAGUGGUCAAAGAUCGACAGCUUUAUGACAGGAUAACAGACCCACCAAAUAGAAUGCUAGUAAGACCCCACCGUAAUUAUGAGGACGAAAUGCAAUCUAGAAAUGAUUUCAGAGCAAGAUAUGACGCGAAGCGAUAUCCACACUUUCCAAGUAGGCGUGACAGUCCACAUAAAAAGCAGAGAUAUGGAAUAUUGCCACUACCCGAUGAAUUAGCCACUAAACUCCUGUUAAAAUUACGUACCAUGAAGGAAUUAAAUACAAAUGACAAAAAUAUUCCACAAAUAAGAAAACUUAAACAGAAAUAG
Hyposmocoma kahamanoa is the source of this 1591-nucleotide messenger RNA. RefSeq lists its product as uncharacterized. The record is from RefSeq and is a predicted model, not a curated record. Bases 218 to 1591 code for a protein of 457 amino acids. The transcript is spliced from 3 exons. NCBI's taxonomy places the organism in Eukaryota, Metazoa, Arthropoda, Insecta, Lepidoptera, Cosmopterigidae.